AUGGAGGGCGACGGGGUCCGGUGGGGGGACGAGCCGGUGUCGGGUCCCGGCCCGGGAGGCGGCGGGAUGACCCGGGACCUGUGCCGCAGCUUCGGCCGCUACCGCCGCUACCUGGGCCGGCUGCGGCAGAACCUGCGAGAAACCCAGAAGUUCUUCCGCGACCUCCAGGGCUCGCACAGCCACAGAGCCUUUUCUGACUGGGAUGUUCUCCUGAUAUCUCCUUCCACCAAGAGCUUCCUAGGAAUUUCUUCUCUGGGGCCCUGGCCCCCUGAUGGGGUCUCUGGGCGAGUCUCUCUCCACCCCCUCACUCCUCUCCCUCCUCCCCUUCCCCAACCAGGCCAGCUGAGCUGCAUUUCCUUCCCACCCAAGGAAGAGAAGUCCCUGCAGCAGAUGGUGGACUGCCUCCCCUGCAUCUUGAUCCUCGGCCAGGAUUGUAAUGCCAAGUGCCAGCUAUUGAACCUGCUCUUGGGGGCGCAGGUGCUUCCCGCCACCAAGCUGGGCAGUGAGGAGAGCUGUAAGCUUCGGCGCCUCCGCUUCACCUAUGGGACUCAGACUCGGGUCAGCCUGGCGCUCCCCGGCCAGUAUGAACUAGUCCACACUCUGGUCGCUCACCAGGGCACCUGGGAGACCAUACCUGAGGAGGACCUGGAGGUCCAAGAGGACAGUGAGGAUGCUGCCCAUGUGUUAGCCGAACUGGAGGUGACGAUGCACCAUGCUCUCUUACAGGAAGUGGACGUUGUGGUAGCUCCGUGCCAAGGCCUCCGGCCCACCGUGGAUGUCCUGGGUGACUUGGCGAAUGAUUUCUUGCCUGUGAUAACCUAUGCACUCCACAAAGACGAACUCUCCGAGAAGGAUGAGCGAGAGCUUCAGGAAAUCCGAAAGUAUUUCUCUUUUCCCAUAUUCUUUUUCAAAGUGCCCAAGCUGGGCUCCGAGAUAAUUGACUCCUCCACCAAAAGGUUGGAGAAUGAAAGAUCACCUCUUCAUCGCCAACUCAUCGACCUGGGCUAUCUGAGUGUCAGUCACUGUCACUGGGGGGCCCCUGGCCAGGACACCAAAGCUCAGAGCAUGCUGGUGGAACAGAGUGAGAAGCUGAGACACUUGAGCACAUUUUCUCACCAGGUGCUACAGGCUCGCCUGGUGGACGCAGCCAAGGCCCUGAACCUGGUGCACUGCUGCUGCCUUGACAUCUUUAUUAACCAGGCCUUUGACAUGCAGCGGGACCUGCAGAUUACCCCCAAACGUCUGGAAUAUACGCGGAAAAUGGAGAAUGAGUUGUAUGAAUCAUUGAUGAAUAUUGCCAACCGGAAGCAGGAGGAAAUGAAGGACAUGAUCGUGGAGACGCUUAACAGCAUGAAGGAGGAACUUUUGGAUGAUGCUGCCAACAUGGAGUUUAAAGAUGUGAUUAUCCCCGAGAAUGGGGAACCAGUGGGCACCAGAGAGAUCAAAUGCUGCAUUCGACAGAUCCAGGAACUCAUCAUCUCCCGACUGAAUCAGGCGGUAGCUAACAAGCUGAUCAGUUCGGUGGAUUACCUACGCGAGAGCUUCGUUGGAACCCUGGAACGGUGUCUGCAGAGCCUGGAGAAGUCUCAGGAUGUCUCAGUUCACAUCACCAGUAAUAAUCUCAAGCAGAUCUUAAAUGCCGCCUAUCACGUCGAAGUCACAUUUCACUCAGGGUCCUCAGUUACAAGGAUGCUGUGGGAGCAAAUCAAACAGAUCAUCCAGCGCAUCACAUGGGUGAGCCCACCUGCCGUCACACUAGAAUGGAAGAGGAAGGUGGCCCAGGAAGCCAUUGAGAGCCUCAGUGCCUCCAAGUUGGCCAAAAGCAUUUGCAGCCAGUUCCGCACCCGGCUUAAUAGUUCUCAUGAGGCUUUUGCAGCCUCCUUGAGGCAGCUGGAAGCUGGCCACUCAGGCCGCCUGGAGAAAACUGAGGAUCUGUGGCUGAAGGUUCGGAAAGAUCACGCCCCCCGCCUGGCCCGCCUUUCUUUGGAGAGCCGUUCUUUACAGGAUGUCUUGCUGCAUCGUAAACCUAAACUGGGACAGGAACUGGGCCGGGGCCAGUAUGGUGUGGUAUACCUGUGUGACAACUGGGGGGGACACUUCCCUUGUGCCCUCAAGUCGGUGGUUCCUCCAGAUGAGAAGCACUGGAAUGACCUGGCCUUGGAGUUUCACUACAUGAGGUCUCUGCCGAAGCAUGAGCGAUUGGUGGACCUGCAUGGUUCUGUCAUCGACUACAGCUACGGUGGUGGCUCCAGCAUCGCCGUGCUGCUCAUUAUGGAGCGGCUGCACCGGGACCUCUACACCGGGCUGAAGGCUGGGCUGACCCUGGAGACACGUUUGCAGAUAGCACUAGAUGUGGUGGAAGGAAUCCGCUUCCUGCAUAGCCAGGGACUUGUCCACCGUGAUAUCAAACUGAAAAAUGUGCUGCUGGACAAGCAGAACCGAGCCAAGAUCACUGACUUAGGAUUCUGCAAGCCAGAGGCCAUGAUGUCAGGCAGCAUUGUGGGGACGCCAAUCCAUAUGGCCCCUGAGCUUUUCACAGGGAAGUAUGAUAAUUCCGUGGACGUCUACGCUUUUGGCAUUCUUUUCUGGUAUAUCUGCUCAGGCUCUGUCAAGCUCCCUGAGGCAUUUGAGAGGUGUGCCAGCAAAGACCAUCUCUGGAACAAUGUGCGGAGAGGGGCCCGCCCAGAACGCCUUCCUGUGUUUGAUGAGGAGUGCUGGCAGCUGAUGGAAGCCUGCUGGGAUGGCGACCCCUCUCAGAGACCCCUCUUGGGCAUUGUGCAGCCCAUGCUCCAGGGCAUCAUGGACCGGCUAUGCAAGUCCAAUUCUGAGCAGCCAAACAGAGGUCUAGAUGACUCUACUUGAAAGCAAAGACCUUUCUCUUUCACACUCUUUUUUUCCUUCCCCUCACCUUUUGGCCAUGGGGAGAAUUUGACAGCUGUUCAUUAAGAGUGUCCCAGGGGAAUCGAUGCUUGCUGGGCAGCUUGGGACCUCCGCAGGCAGAGAGGACUCCUGGAUAGUGCAGUCCGAUGGCUGAGCAUAUCCUGCAGUUCACUGAUGCCCCAAGCUGUUUCUUUAGCAAAAGAUUGUCUAGGACAUGGGUAAAAAGCUGAAGAAGGCAAUGUCCCAGCCUCAGAACUGAAAAGGAGGUAAAUGUUACCAUUGUCUCUUCACUGUAUGUUUCUAAGGCGAGUGGGACACUGCAUUGGCAAUAGAAUUAAAAACUGUAAUUUUCGUAGUUUUGGCUUCACCUAGGGAUAGUUUGGCUCUAUCCAGUUUUCAGGACCCUUAGAAAAUUUAAGCCUAGUUCUGGAAUUGUGAAAACAUAGGAGCAAAAAUAUAACUUGUGAAUGGCUGUUCCUGUUACCUGCACCCAGAGAUCUCAGGCUGCAUCAGCUAGAGGCCCCAGAGAUGAAGCUAGAAACAAAGCUAUCUGUUCCUUCCAGUACCGGUGUGUUUACAUUUAUAGGACCACAUAGCCCUGACUUCUGGGAGAGGGUUUCACAGUACAUCACCAAGGAGCCCCAAAAAAGAAAAAAGUGUGUGUGUGUGUGCUCGCGCAUGCGUGGGUAUAAGCUAUGGGAUUUUGAGUUACUGCUACUCCUAGAACAGAAUCUCUUCUACCCUUGGGUCUUCAUUUUGUUUCUCUCUUUAGUCUCAAGAUGGGGAAGCUCUAGUUAACAUGGUACUUAGGGGUGAGUGUCUGAGUAAAACUGACCCAGUGUGAAGUAUUUGGUGAGACCGAGAAAGUGGACAGUGAUCUGGAGGCCGUGGGUCUCCAUACAAACCCACUAGAAGGAUGCCAGCUUGUUUUUUAAAACUUAAAAAAAUCAGAAACUCUUUUUGUGUGUGUUUGAAUCUAACACUCUGAUGUUUUUAAACUUGAUCAGCGAGCUUUUUAACCUAGGUUUCUUCUGUAACUUGUCCCUUCUUUUUUCCUUAUUUUUAACGUAAUGUCAGAAGAAAAGAGUCAGAUGAAAGAGAACACUUUUUGGAGCUCUGCGUGUGCCCCUCACCCCUGUGUGUUCGUGUCUGCGAAGGGCCCCCCCCUUGCGUUCGGAAGGUGGGGUGGUGGUCUUUGGGAGAAUUUGUCAUGAAGUGUACAUAAAAAGAGAAAUUCUUAUGCCAGUCAAAGGAAGGGGAACACUUUAAACACCGGUGCAUCUCAGAUCUUGAUUCAAUCCUCCCUUAACCAAAUGGUCCAUUAGGUUUAGAGAAAUAAUGUAGAUGAAGGAAUGGACAGUGGAGGUGAGUAACCUCCUCCGUCUGCCGAAGCCCCAGCACUGUGGUCUGUCCCCUCGGCCUAGCCCCAAACCGCGUGAAACAGGCCCCUGCGUAGGUGUGUAAGGUAAUGGGCAGAUUUGCUGCUGGAAUUUUCUAGGGUGGUUUGCUACAGAAUGACCAUCUCUUAAACAUUAACAGGGUAUAAAUGGAGUCUACAAAAAUUUUUUUGUAUAACUUUUGAAGUUCAGUUUUUAGCCCUGGCUCUCCUGGGCUCUAAUUAUGAUACAUGUGAGCAUAGUAGCCCCCUGAGCACUCGUAGCCCUUCAGAAACCCAUCUAGUGCUAGAAACUUUGUUACUUGCAAAUGACAAGUUGACUGACCCAGUGGUUUUGGGUUCUGUAGGCCCUGUUUUGGUGGAAUGUUCAGUGUAUCUGUUAGAAUUGUUAAUGCUCAUUUAGCUGUACUGUAAGUCUCUCUAUUUUUGUCAGCAUUAGCUCGUAGCCCUUCUGAGGACUUGAUGGGCCUUCCCGGAAGCCAUGUUUCAAGUUUAAAAAGUAGAGGCGGGUAGUCUCUACUAGACGGAAAAUCAGUGUAAGUCUUAUUCUGUAUGAAAUUUCAAGAAAGCUUUUAUAUAGUUCUCUUUUCCAGGAAUUUCAAGAAAGCUUUUAUAGAGUUCCUCUUUUCAGUCUUUUAAACUCUGACUAUAAUUAGGAGUCUGUGCUCCCGAUGUGGAGACCACAUUCCUAACAUUCUUAGCAAGUCUUAGUUCAUACCCCCAUUCACACAUGGAGGGUAGGUUUUUCUCCACCCAGGGUCCCUUUUCAGUUUCUCCCCGUGGCUUGGUCUGCUCUCAGACAUCAGUUUUCUAGCAGAUUGCCCACAUUUUUUUGCCUGAGCGGGGAGGGAGGGGCUAAUGGAUGAGUAGUUAGUUGUGUUACAGUUCAUUAAAUUAAAAAAAUUUAUUCUGAGAAAAGGUGCAGACUAUUCCUGAAAGUCUCCAGGCCAGCCGAAGUCCACAUGUUGACAUUUGGAGGUGGUACUGAAACACUCAGCGGGCUGAGUGCAGGAAUACAUAUGUAUCACACGUGUGUACUUUGCUUUUGUCCUACAACAUUGUCAGCAAAUUUUAGAUUCUUUGUUCCUUGGCACCCAUUAUUAUUAAAGUGAUGGAACGCCGUGAAAUGUACUGUAUUACUUGGGAAGAUACUAGGUAUUAAAGAAGUUUGGUGGCACUUUGGCUCUUAAGGGCUCAGCAAGACCAAAGUCUGAAGAUUUUACCUCCCAGCUUUGGCUGUCUGUGCUCCCAAGUGGUGAGGCGACUGUGGCUGGUGGAGGAAGAAGGAUGGGGUGAGAGAACUGCCCUGUGUUCUGUCCUUCCAGCCAGUUUCAUUCGGGCUGUUUACCCCAGCCCGAAAGUGAUCGCCUGGCCGUUGUUAAUGCACUUGAAGUCUGAUCGCUUAUGUUGCUUCAGAAGUGAGUGGGGGACCUUCCUGCAGAGCAGUCGGAAGGAGUGGAGUCUGGAGUCGGGAGUGGCUGGCCCUGGGCCUAGGGAGCCAGCAGCAAGGUCAGUCACGGGCGGAGGUUUCCGCAGGCGUGCCCUAGUUCCCUUGAUCCUCUGCAGAGAGUGGCUCGUUGAUGACAAAUCUUUCACAUCUCUGGAAAGGACUGAGCUGGUUCUUCCCAGACCAAAGAGGGUCACUUGUGACUGCAUCAAUUUCAGGGGGACAGUGUGUAGGCAGCAGCUUCUCCUAAUUUUUAACACUAAAAAUCAAGGAAACAGUGAAGGAAAGGAUGCAUUACUACCACGGAUAGAAAUAGGGGAAUGGUGGGACUCUCAACUAGUGCCUGCCAGCUCUCCCAUGCAUUUUUUUGCAUCUUGAGCUGCCAAAGGUGUUGGAAACGUUUUUUUGUUGCCGGAGAAGUGGUUGGGGCUGCAACAUGAUAACCGCACUGAGUGACACUUUAUUUUUUGGUUUUUAUUCAGCCCUGACAAGCGAAGGGGGAUUGGUGGUUACAGUAGCACUAGGGGGAAUAGAGACUCCCGCUGCCUUGCUUUGGCAAGAAGGCAUGCUUGCUGUUCUCUCUGGCUAAGGGAACCUGCGGACUCCACCGUGCACCAGAGUGAGCUAAACGCCCUCCAAGAGUCCAUUGCCAAGAGGGGAGUUUCUUUGAAAUGUCAGAGCUUGAUUUUGGGAUUUGCUGGAUCAAAUAACCCACUUUCUCUUUAAAAGAAAAAAAAAAAGAGAGUUUAUUCUUCUAAAUAUGGAGGUGGGGUGGGGUGGUUAGGGCUAGUGUGGACCUUAAUAGGUAAGGAGGGAGUAAUCUUCAGAAACUUAUAUUGCAAACUCCCUUGGGGGUUUCAAGUAGCACUACUGUUCUUACAAGGGUUUUCUUUUUAACUGCAUCUGUUUUGUUAACAUCCAGUCCAGUUGAGAUGAUCGCAGGGACCAUGUGAACCUGGCACUGGGUAGGCCUUCUUCCCCAGAGGGUUGAAAAGAAAAGUGGUCUGGACAGCUUGUUGUCUUUCAUCUUUAUGUAAUAUUUUUGUUUGUUUUAAAGCACUAAUGUUUAUUACAGUGUUAAAUAAAAAUGUAACAUACUAAGUGUGUAGAAUAAAAGUGCAAUAACAAGAGAAAUUACUUGGCAAAAACUUCAGUCCUUACACGCUCUCCUUUCUUGUGCUACCUGUCUCUUUCCACAUUGUUACAUUUCCAUGUUGUUAUAGCGGGACCCUGUUAAUUGUGUGUAUUUUUAAGAGACGCAAUUAAGGGAUGAGUCUUCACUUUGUGUAAUUUUAAAGGGUUGGGUUUGGUUUUAUAGAGUAUUCUGUAUACUUGUUUGGAUGCACAAAUACCAGAAGUGCUGUAUAAUAAAGAUCACAUUAACGUUUUA
Molecule: messenger RNA, 7113 nt
Organism: Miniopterus natalensis
Lineage: Eukaryota; Metazoa; Chordata; Mammalia; Chiroptera; Miniopteridae
Source: RefSeq, a predicted model, not a curated record